Arabidopsis lyrata subsp. lyrata is the source of this 1070-nucleotide messenger RNA. Its product is annotated as wound-induced protein 1. The coding region runs from base 343 to 831 and encodes 162 amino acids. The record is from RefSeq and is a predicted model, not a curated record. The transcript has a single exon. Lineage: Eukaryota; Viridiplantae; Streptophyta; Magnoliopsida; Brassicales; Brassicaceae.
AAUAGAACCAUAUCCUGCACCGGAGUAAGAAACUUAGAAAUAUCUAUAAAUUAAACCAAACAAUAUCUGAUGUAAUUUUAGGGGAAUUGUCAGAAAAACGACCUAGAUUUUUUUGAUAUGCAGUUUAUAUAUCACCGACAAAUGAAAAAAAAAAAAAAGUUCUUUGUCAUGGAUAAAAAACUGAUUGAAAAAAAGAACCAAGUCUUAAAAUGACCCUUUGUACCGAGUACUUAUGUUUUCUAUAAAAGGGACUGAAAAAUAAGACAGAAGCACACUACACAAAAAUAAGACCUUUCACUUCAAAACCUAUCCUGUUCUAAGUCUGAAAUAAUAAAUUUACAAAUGGAAGCACACAACGUAGAGAUAUCGACAAGACUUACCCCAGAAAUGAAAAACCAGAGAACCAUAGAGUUACUCUACAAAGCGUUGCAGCAAGGAGACACCUCGACGGUGACCAAAGUGGUGGCCAGUGACGUGGAAUGGUGGUUCCAUGGACCGCACCAUUGUCAACACAUGAUGAGGCUGCUAACAGGGGAACGACGGAGCCAGGUUUCGUUCAGGUUUGAGCCAAGCAGUGUACAAGUAGUGGUGCCUGGUCAUGACUGCGUGAUUGCAGAAGGGUGGGAGGGUUCACAAGUGUACUGGGUUCACGUGUGGAAGUUGAAAGACGGAGUGGUCACGGAGCUAAGAGAGUAUUUCAACACAUGGCUCACUGUUACAGACUACAGUCUUGGAGCAAUAGGAUGGGACAUGGGGCGUUGUACGGUUUGGGAGAGCGUACCAAGGGACCUGGCUCGUGGAUCGUUGCCUAGCUUGCUGUUAGCUAUUUAACUAUAUAUAUAUAUAUAUAUAUAUAUAUAUAUAUAUAUAUAUAUGGACUAAAGAGUAAAUUAAGUAACACAGUUUGUGUCUGGUGGGUUUCUAGACUUUUAUGAAUAUAGCUUAUAUGUGUUGUAAACAGAGUAAUGUGAAUAUAGCCUAUGUUUGUCUACUUAUUUUCAGGUUCAUCACUCAUCAAUGCUUCAGCUAGUGUAAUUGAUAUCAGAAUAAAAUAACCUUCGAUCCUAUCA